AUGUCAUCAUCGUCACCGUCAAAUAUGAAUGCUGUUGGUGGUGGCUGUAGUAGUGGUGGCAAUACCGGACGAAUGUAUGAGAAAGCUGAAUUAAUUGAAAUGAACGAAACACGAGUUAAGUGGGUCAGGGAAGAAUAUGGAUGGGAAAAUUGGUUGAAAAAUCAGUCAAUUGCAAUACUUAAACUCGAUCAAACCGAAAGGCUAAUUUUAAGAAUUGCAGAUCACUGUUGUGACUGUGGUGAUGAUGAUCGAGGAGUACGAAGAUUAAAGACUGAGCAUAAUAAUUAUCAGAAUCUAUAUGGGCUAUUGCACUUAAGUGAAAAGAAGAAAAGGCAGGCUUAUCAGAGAACUUCAAAAAAUCGAAAACGAAAAGUUCUUAGCAAUCGUUUGGAAUGCUUGUUUUGUUUGGCUGUUGCCAUUUUAGUUCUCUUUUCGUUUGUGUAG
Molecule: messenger RNA, 444 nt
Organism: Enterobius vermicularis (human pinworm)
Lineage: Eukaryota; Metazoa; Nematoda; Chromadorea; Rhabditida; Oxyuridae
Source: the annotation of a GenBank genome assembly